CGUAUACCUGCAAAAGUUUCAGACCGCUUCAGACGCUUCCGUUAUAAAGUAUCAAAAGUUGUUAUAUUUUUCAUCUCAGUGAUCUAUAAUCAGUGACACCGUGAUUAAUAUUUUAUUAGUAUAUAUUAUUAUAAUACUAAACUAUUGAUAAUUAAAUAUAAGCAAAUAAUUCUAAAAUAAAUUUAAUUGGAAGAAUUGAGUUCCAAGUAUUUGCGUUGUUGUUGAAUAAGAUGGAAAUUUUAGGUUAUUCCCACUGCCAACAGCAUCAAGUGAUUUAUAAAUGGGAAGUUAAUGAAAUAACAUCAUUCAUUGAGUCUGCUAAAAACGAGGAAGAGACAGUAAAGCUUAACUCAUCAAACUUUGCUACUAAUGAUAAGACUGAAAAUUCAUGGUAUUUACAACUGAGUCUAUCAAAAGAAAAGGAAUGGGUAUCACUAUUCCUGCUACGCAAUAAUGGGAAAAAUAAAGUAAGAACAGAGAUUUCACUAUUUCUAUUAAACAGCAGAAAUGAUAAAAAAUUUCAAAAAACUGCCUUCAUAACUUACGACUUGAAUAAAUCGUACGGAACGGAACAUUUUCUUGAAAUAAAAGAGUUACUGAUAAAUAAAGAUGAUCUUAUACCAAAUAACACCUUAACUGUAUGUGCUGAACUAACUGUUUAUGACGAUUAUAAAUCAAUUACUACUGAUUAUCCGAUGCGAAAACGACAGCGUAAAAUAACUGAUGAUCUGAAAGAACUCUUUGAUACCAAAAUAAACAGUGACGUUAUUUUCGUUGUGGGUAAUGAAAAAUUUAAAGCUCACAAGUUUAUACUGUCAACUCGAAGUCCUGUAUUUUCCGCAAUGUUCACCCAUGAGAUGAAGGAAAAAAAAGUCAGUGAAGUUACUAUACCUGAUAUAGAUCCCAAUAUUUUCAAUAAAAUGUUGGAGUUUAUUUAUACCGAUGAGAUAAAUAAUUUAGAUAUCGAUGCUGUGUAUUUAUUAGAAGCCGCAGAUAAAUACCAGCUGCUGAACCUAAAAAGUUUAUGCGAAGAAUCGUUACCUAAGUCAGUCAGGAUUGAUAAUGCAAUUAAACUGAUGAUUUUAGCAGAUCUGCAUAAUGCUAAUCAAUUGCUGGAGUUUAUUUUUGAAUUUAUGAUAAAAAAUAUCAAAGAUAUUACUAAAACUCCAGAGUACGAAGUAUUAGGAAUAACUAAACCAUUGUUAUUAUUAAAAUUAAUCAAGAAAAUAGCAAACUUCAAUGAAAAUCAAUGCAUCAACAAACGGAAAAUAUUUGGUACACCAGGAGCUAUUACCGGAAAGAAGGCGGUUCGAGCGAUUCCAAGAGGACAAGAUUUGCGUGGAAUGACUAGUUAAUAUUUUGAUAUUUUAUUUUUGACCUUUCGUUACUCGCGUCCACUCGCCCGGCGAUUUUCAUCACGCGGCGAGCACUGUGCCGCCCAUGCUAAAGGAAAUGCGACGUUGCCAAAUUAUAAUGCUAUGAUAAAUUAUUUCUUACAGUAACAACAGUAAGUUUGCCAACGUGGUCACAAAAAUUGAACCGACGAUUUAACUCGUAUAAUGAGCACUGUGCCGCUUUCUCACAUUCUCGUAAUACAUAAAUAUACUUCUUUUAUAUUUAAAAUGGAUAUUUAUCAAUUAUAAUCAUAUUUAACAAAAAUAUAGAUUUCAAAAAGAAAAUUGGUUAAGUAUUAAAUCACAAAUACCUAUACAGUAAUUUUUAUUGCAAUUUUAGUCAAAAAGGCGGCGUCACGCUCAUAGCGCAAGUAACGAAAGGUUAAAAUGAUUAAUACUUGUGUUGUAAAUCUAAUAAUUUUUAGUUUUAGAAAAUAAGAUUUUAAUACAUACGAUACCUCCUGUAUCUGAAUAUACUAUUUUUAGAUUAAGAAUUAUAAUAGACAUUACAGUAUAAAUGUCUUUUAAUUUUUUUCAAUACUCAGUAAAAAUUAAUUCAUAUAAAGUAACAUUAUUUUAUCUUCAGUUUUUUAACUUACGAUCAAAUGUAAGUUUAAAGAAUUCCUCAGUGUCGAUUGUGGAAUGUAGAACUUUUUAUACUUUUAUAUCUUUUUGU
Molecule: messenger RNA, 2070 nt
Organism: Microplitis mediator
Lineage: Eukaryota; Metazoa; Arthropoda; Insecta; Hymenoptera; Braconidae
Product: speckle-type POZ protein B-like
Exons: 2
Coding region: 231-1355 (374 amino acids)
Biological process (GO): proteasome-mediated ubiquitin-dependent protein catabolic process; regulation of proteolysis
Cellular component (GO): cytoplasm
Molecular function (GO): ubiquitin protein ligase binding
Source: RefSeq, a predicted model, not a curated record